UGUUGCGAGAUGACUUCCGUCAGAACCCGCAGGACGUGGUGGUGGCGGUUGGGGAAACUGCGAGUUUUGAGUGUCAGCCUCCGCGCGGGCAUCCUGAGCCGACCGUAUUCUGGCGAAGAGACAAAACUCAACUGGAUCUCAAGGAUGACAGGAUCAUGGUCCGAGGAGGAAAGCUGACCAUUUCAAAUACUAAGAAGAGCGAUACAGGGAUAUAUGUGUGUGUGGCCUCUAACAUGGUUGGAGAAAGGGAAAGUGAAAAAGCACAACUUUCAGUAUACGAAAGACCAGCAUUUAUGCAGCGCCCUGUGAACCAGGUGGUUCUGGUUGAUGAGAGUGUGGAGUUCAGAUGUCAGGUCCAUGGUGACCCGCCGCCUGCUCUGCGCUGGAAAAAAGAGGAUGUGGAUGUUCCUCGUGGCAGGUAUGACAUCAGAUAUGACAGAGAGGACUCCCUGCUGAGGAUAAAAAAGGCAUCUGUCAGCGAUCAAGGGACGUUUACGUGCGUAGCAGAGAACCGUGUGGGUAAAGCCGAGGCCUCGGCCUACUUGACCAUCAGAGCUCGCCCCGUUGAGGCACCUCAGUUUGUGGUGCGACCUCGGGACCAGAUUGUGGCUCAGGGACGGACGGCUACCUUUCCCUGUGUGACCAGAGGCAAACCUCAGCCAACAGUCUUCUGGCAAAGAGAAGGCAGCAAGGAUCUGCUGUUUCCCAAUCAACCAGCACAGGGGGACGACCGAGUGUCUGUGUCUGUAAAUGGAGAGCUGACCAUAUCAUCUGUGCAGCGCUCAGAUGCAGGCUACUACAUCUGCCAAGCCCUCACAGUGGCAGGCAGCAUCAUGGCCAAGGCCCAACUGGAGGUAGCAGACGCCUCCAAGGGCCGCCCACCACCCAUCAUCCGGCAGGGCCCGUCCAACCAAACGCAAGCUCUGGGAGGCGUGUCCGUCCUCCGGUGCCAGGCCUCAGGAGAUCCAGAGCCGACAGUCACCUGGAGGAAGAACGGGGCGAAUCUGCUUGGACUAGACCCACGAUUUUCCUUACUCGAGCACGGCAGCCUUCAGAUCCAGAACACAAGGCUGUCUGACUCCGGACUCUACACCUGUGUUGCCACCAGCUCCAGUGGAGAAACAUCUUGGAGUGCCUACUUGGAUGUCAAAGACUCCACUGACCUCAUGGAUUUCAUGUCGCACAACACAACCGCCCUCCCUGGGCCGCCCUCCAAGCCAGAGGUCACUGACGUUACCAAGAGCAGUAUCUCAUUGUCAUGGGAACCGGGGCCGGAGGCGGGUUCCCCAGUGUCCUCCUAUGUCAUUGAGGCUUUCGGUCAGUCUGUGAGUAACAGCUGGCAAACAGUGGCCGACCACGUGAAGACCACCGAGUUUACCGUCAAGGACCUACGACCAAACACCGUGUACCUGUUCAUCAUACGAGCUGUGAAUGCUCAAGGACUCGGGGAUCCAAGCCCAAUGUCUGAGCCCGUCCGGACGCAAGACAUUAGCCCCACAGUGCAGGGAGUAGACCAUCGUCGUGUGCAGAAGGAGCUGGGAGACGUUGUGGUCAACAUGCAUAAUCCUGUGGUCCUCAGCUCCACUUCAGUGCAGGUCACGUGGACGGUGGAAAACCCAUCCCAGUUUAUUCAAGGCUAUCGGGUUCUGUACCGACAAACCUCUGGGCUGCCCUCCCCCGGGCCCUGGCAGAUCCAGGACGUGAGGAUUGCCUCGGAGAGGGACGUCACACUCGCUGGUCUGAACAAAGGCAUCGUCUAUGAGAUCAAGGUGCGACCGUACUUCAAUGAGUUCCAGGGGGCGGACAGCGAAUCCAUGACGGCGCGCACCAUGGAAGAAGCUCCCAGUGCCCCUCCACAGCAAGUGGCGGUGUUGACGGUGGGGAGCCAUAACAGCACAUCCAUCAGCGUGUCAUGGGACCCCCCUCCCUCCGACCAGCAGAACGGCAUCAUCCAGGAGUACAAGAUCUGGUGUUUGGCCAACGAUACACGCCUUCACGUCAACAAGUCUGUGGACGCCACCAUCCGUUCAGUCGUCGUCGGGGGUCUUCAGGCUGGAGUGCAGUACCGCGUGGAGGUGGCGGCAGGCACCAGCGCUGGGGUGGGGGUCAGAAGCAAACCCCAGCUCAUCAUUUUGGGUAAUCCACUCCCACUCCCAAUCCUGGGGUCAAAUGAAAUGACCUUAUAAUAGGGGGGUACCUGG
Molecule: messenger RNA, 2201 nt
Organism: Poecilia latipinna (sailfin molly)
Lineage: Eukaryota; Metazoa; Chordata; Actinopteri; Cyprinodontiformes; Poeciliidae
Product: roundabout homolog 2-like
Exons: 15
Molecular function (GO): protein binding
Source: RefSeq, a predicted model, not a curated record